AAAAAUUAUUUUUAUGUAGCGCUAAAUAAUUAGGCUAUUAAUUACGUUAUUACUAUUAGUAGUAUGUGACUACUCUAAGUAGCCUACUCUUAGUAGCACAAACUAAAAAAGAUCUCUGUUAAAGAAAUGCACAUGUUUUGGAGUUUUCAAGCAAAACUUGUUUGCAAAUUUUGUAAUACCCAACCUAUAAUAAAUUAAACCUGUCAAUAUCUAAAAUCAAUGACACUUUUUAUGAGGGUCAAACCAAGAAGAAUCUGUCAUGUCUCUGUUAGAUUCUGCUACAACUCAAUCCUUGUUUAAUGAAACGUCUUCAGCAGUUCAUCAGCCAGGCAGAAAAGACAGUAAUUUUCUUCUGUUUAUAUUGCUCCCAGUUACUGCUAUUGUAUGUGUAGGGAUUGCUAUUGGAGUGAUAGUUUGGUUACUCAAACGCAGCAGGAUGGAUAAACUCAGAAACCACCUGAUGCCCUUAUACAGCUUUGAUCCAUCAGACAGUGGUCAGGACUGGGAAACUGACCUAUUAAGUCAGGAAGUUCGUUUACGAAACAGUUUGACUCCACCAAGUUCACCCAUAUUGAAAUUGAACACCAUGCAUUCAGAGUUAUGAUUGGUGCUACUUAAAGAAAUAUUAAGUCUGGUGUUGUAGACUUUUGUUGUGCCCACAAGCAUUUACAUUAGAAAGUCUUCAGGGUGUUCAGGUUUAAGUGUUCAUUUUCUAAAAAUGAUUAUUCCCCUUUCAUUAAAAACAUUCAUUUUAAAUUACCAAAAAAAAAUUUAAAAAUUUUGAACUGUCGAAUAAGUUUGUUUAAAGCUGUACAAAUGAAAAGGGAUCCAGCUCAAUACAAUCCUAAGCUUUUUGUAAAAAAAUUUAUUGCGAUGAUUGUACAUAGAACCUCAUGUUUAUUCCUUGUGUGAGCUGUUGUUUUCGUACAGUUUCAUAAACGUCCUGAUUUUCGUUUUAAACAAACAGCAGUAUUUCACAUUUAUCUUGCUCAUCAUUAAAAGCAUCAAAAGAAAUACAUUUACCAGUACUAAUCUUUAGUCAUUUUAAUUCAAACUGUAAAAUUCCUAUUAUGAUUAUUUUAUGAGUAACAGUUUAUAAUUCAGUUUUAGCAACCAUUGGCUUUUUUUUAUUUCAAUCAACUUAUUCCUAAUCAGCAGAGUACUUGUAUUUCUGUCUUAACUCUAUUUUAAAUGUAAAACAGUGGGUAGAUAUACUUUUAAGGUUUCAAGCAUAAUUUUUUUGUUUACAAUACAUACAUACCAGUGAUUACUGUAUUUUAUGCUGUACUGUACAAGACAUACCAGACAGCAAAAACCACCAAACUGAAUAAAUGCUUGUCACUUAGCACAAUACCCUACCCACUUGUGUGUUAGUAACUAAGAAAUUUUUUUGCAACAUAAUGCAAAAAAUACAUUAAGCUAUUUCAAUGAGACAGUGGUGUCAUAAGUCUCUAGGGCUACACUUCCAGUCCUUUAUUUCUAUGGAUCUAGAUGAAACUACACUUAACAGUUUAGCCAGACCUGAGUGUGCUUCCUCCCCUACAUAUAGCCAUUGUGCUUGCAUUGUGCCUAUUAAUAGUAGUAGAGAAACAAUUUUUAAGAGCACUAUUUCAACAGUAUUAACACAACUUUACAAGUAAUAAUUUAAAUGGGAUUUUGCACUUUAAGUGGAUUAUAAACAUAUUUACUUACACAUCAGAUUAUUAUCAUCACAAAACAAAAUAUGUGCAUCUCUGUUGUGCUAGGACCGUGUGAGUUGUAUAAGUUACCACUGUGUAACUACUUUUAUACCAUGUAAACAGUACCACUGUGAUGUUUAUCUAUGCAUAGCAGGGGUUUUUCUUUGGUUGAUAAGAGGCGUAGAAUUUAAAAAUUGUCUCAACACAUCCCAAUUUCUGGGUAAAUGUUUCAGCUUUUUCUACACAUAUAUAUUUCACCUGGUCAUUAUAUGUAUUAAAGUAUUGUGUCUGUCCAUGCUACACCUUUUGUAAGUAUUUCUCAUUUUUACAUUGCAUAACUAUUGAAUAUGUUUGGAGAACAAAGUAAAUUAUUUCAACACUUUGUAAAAUAGAGCUGAACACAAUUGUUAGAAUUUUUUUUUAAAGCGCUUAAAUUCUGGCAACUUUUAUUUUAAGUUUCACUUUUAAUCCAGCUCAUAUUUAUUUUUAAAAAUUGCUAGAGUGCAAUACACAUUAAAAAAUAGAAAUGUUCUUUACACAUUCUAUUUGAACACACAUUUUUUUAUUUAUUUCUUUUGUAAGACAUUUAUUUGAUUUUGAUCUCAGUUUUGUAACUGACAUUCCUGUUGACUAAGCAAAAUGUACACUAUUUUAUGUAUGUUUGCUAUUAGCCAGGUACUGUUUUUAACAUGUAGGCUGUGUCUACUUAAUUGAUCAUAAUUAAUUUUUGCAUUAUUGAUAUUAAUUACAACUAUAAACUUUACAUAGACAGUUUUUAUUGAAUGUCUUCUUGUUGUGAUACUUAUCAAUUUAUAUGAAAUAACUUAUUUAUAAAUGGAUUAUUAAAUGUAAAAAAAAAAACAUUUUAAAUGUUACACUUAUUUAUGUGUUGGUUAAAUCCCUUUAGUAAAGUUACUGACCGAAAUAAACAUCAAGCUAUUUACAUUUUGUCA
This is a messenger RNA of Physella acuta, 2632 nucleotides long. RefSeq names its product small integral membrane protein 29. NCBI's taxonomy places the organism in Eukaryota, Metazoa, Mollusca, Gastropoda, Physidae. The record is from RefSeq and is a predicted model, not a curated record.